GAGUGGAAGAGCGAGGUAGGGCAGGGCCAGCCAGCGCCCAGCGCACGGAGAGGCAGCGGGCAGCGGCAGUGGCAGUCUGUAUUCAGUACCAUGAAGAGCUGGACGACACUUGUGGUAGCUGCGGCGGCUCUCUGCGCGUGUGGAGUGAGCGGACAGAAGUCGAUACAGCAGGAGGACCCGUGCAAGGUCAAGUCACGUAUAGUGGCUGACGCGACGUACUGUGACAGGUACUGGGAGUGUGUUAAUGGCCAGCCUGAGCUGUACGACUGUCCCAACGGGCUGGUGUACGCUGGCAAGAACCGCGGAGUCACCGAGGGCUGUGACUACCCCUGGAGAGCGAACUACUGUGAAGAUAAGACUCAAGCUAACGGACCGAUAGGUAGGGACCACUGCGACUGGCUCUACGGCAUCUUCGGCCACGAGACCUCCUGCACCCGCUACUGGACCUGUUGGAACGGCACUGCCACUGAACAGCUCUGUAUCGGCGGCCUGCUCUACAACGAGAACACCCACUCUUGCGACUGGCCCGAGAACGUCGACGGCUGCCAGAAACACCCUCUGUGUAACGAUGAUGCCAACGGCAAUGUUCCUCUUGGCAAGUCCUGCAACCGUUACUGGCAGUGUCAGGGAGGGUACCCGCGGCUGCAGCGGUGUCCUGCCAUGUUAGUGUUCGACAGGCGCUCCUUGAGGUGCGUAGUGCCGCCCACGGAGGACUGCGAGGUACCGACCACCCCUCCCCCUCAGCCCGGUGACCUGGAGGAGGACGGGGAACAGAACAUCCCCCAGCAGCUGCAGCAGCGACCCCAGCAGCAGCGCGCCCAGCAGCAGCAGCAGAGUCAACAGCAACCUUCCAUCAACCUGCCCCAGGGCGCCUUCCCUGUCCCAGUACGCAACAACAGGCCCAGGAACUGACCUUAGUGUGUCCCAGAUCACGCCUAAAUUCAAAUAUCAGUAUGUAACUUUCCAUUACAAGACUGUUUAAAUUAAAUCAUGAACGCCUCUAAGCACCUGCCAAACCACCAAAUAAAAGGUCAAGUUUGUAACCUAGAUGUAAGUUAGUAAUAAGAUGUACGUGUAAGAUUGUAACUUUAAGGAUCAAAAUAAAGUCUUAGUUGUUAGUAA
Homalodisca vitripennis (glassy-winged sharpshooter) is the source of this 1122-nucleotide messenger RNA. Its product is annotated as protein obstructor-E-like. Lineage: Eukaryota; Metazoa; Arthropoda; Insecta; Hemiptera; Cicadellidae. Gene Ontology annotation, molecular function: chitin binding. The record is from RefSeq and is a predicted model, not a curated record. The transcript is spliced from 4 exons. Gene Ontology annotation, cellular component: extracellular region. The coding region runs from base 91 to 912 and encodes 273 amino acids.